This is a messenger RNA of Zonotrichia albicollis (white-throated sparrow), 8986 nucleotides long. Lineage: Eukaryota; Metazoa; Chordata; Aves; Passeriformes; Passerellidae. The record is from RefSeq and is a predicted model, not a curated record.
CCCCGCCCCGCGCCUGCGCAGUACCAGCACUGCAGCUUUCCCGCGCGGUUGAAGGAUGAGAAGUAGUAAGGAGCCGUUUUUUGUGAAGUUCAUAAAGUCUCACGGGAGCUCGGAGUAUUUUUCUAAAGCUCUUGAGUCUAUAAAAGAAUUCCAGUCAGAAGAACAUCUCCAGAUCCUUGAAGAGAAAACAGUACUCAAUAUAAGAGAAAAUGAUAAAUCACUUUACAUUUGUGAUCCUUUCAGUGGUGUGGGUUUCAGUCAUCUCAAGAAGCUUGGCUGUAGGAUUGUUGGACCACAGGUAGUUCUGUACUGCAUGCAGUCGCAGCGGUGUGUCCCGAGAGCCGAGCAUCCCGUGUACAACAUGACCAUGGCCGAUGUCACAGUGUCCUGUACCAGCCUGGAGAAGGACGUGAGGGAAGAAGUUCAUAAAUAUGUGCAAAUGAUGGGUGGAUGUGUAUACAGAGAUCUCAAUGUGUCAGUAACUCAUCUUAUAGCUGGAGAAGUUGGCAGCAAGAAAUACUUGGUAGCUGCUUCUCUGAAGAAACCUAUUUUGCUUCCCUCUUGGGUUAAGACAUUGUGGGAUAAGUCUCAACAAGGCAUGAUGAGGUACACUGAUGUUAACAUGGAAGACUACGCCUGUCCUGUGUUCCUUGGCUGCACGAUUUGUGUCACUGGCUUAAGCAGCUCCGACAGGAAAGAAGUGCAGCGCCUCACUGCUGAGCACGGUGGGCAGUACACGGGGCAGCUCAAGAUGAAUGAAUGCACUCACCUCAUAGUGCAAGAGCCAAAAGGUCAGAAGUAUGAAUGUGCCAAAAAGUGGAAUGUGCACUGUGUGUCAGUGCAGUGGUUUUCUGACAGCAUCAAGAAAGGCUUCUGUCAGGAUGAGACAAUGUAUAAAAUAGAGGCUGGAUCACAACUGAGUAAUGCACCCAGUACAUCAACACCUACAAAUGACACCAGCAAGCCUCCCAAUCACGCCUUUUCAGAUGUCAGCCACAUUUCCAAUAUCAAUUUGAGUGGUGUUAAUGAAACUGCAUGUAGUUCAGCUAUGAGCAGCAGACUGGAUCCUGUUUCUGAUGAGCUGGAAAACCUGGACAUAAGUUCUUUUCAAGCCGCUGAAGAUUUGCUAGAUGGGUGUCGAAUCUAUCUCUGCGGCUUCAGUGGCAGGAAGUUGGACAAGAUGAGAAGGCUUAUUAAUUGUGGUGGUGGCGUUCGAUUUAAUCAACUUAAUGAAGAUGUUACUCAUGUCAUUGUGGGGGAAAAUACUGAUGAGCUGAAACACUUUUUGGACAAGACAGCUCACAGGCCUCAUAUAGUGACAGCAAAGUGGUUGCUGGAGUCAUUUGGUAAAGGUUGUCUAUGUCCAGUGGAGCACUAUAUCCCUCUAAACUACCAGCUGUUAGAGAAUCCAAUUUUAGAACAACCUGGAAUGAAGUCAAUUUUUCCCAAAAAAGCCAGUCUCUUGAAGAAAGAUGCUGUGAACAUUAUAAAGCACCAGAAAACUGCUGAAGAUGACUUCCUCUCUCAAUAUGCAGAUGACUAUUCUGCACUAGAUGAAGUUGAAAAACUAACAUCCAGAACCUUCAGUGAUGUUACUAGCUCGACUGCCCAAGGAGAGAAUCAGCCUUCUGUCUGUAAUGGGUCUUUGGCAGAGUCUUCUGCACUGGCUGAAGGAGGCUUAUUUUUCAGGAAGAGAUUUUUUCUUCUGGGUUUUAGUGAAGAGGACGAAUCCUGCCUUGCAGAUAUUAUUAAGGAGAAUGCUGGGGAAGUUCUGCCACUGCAAAGCAGAACCAUUGCAGACUAUGCUGUGGUGCCUUUGUUAGGGUGCACUGUGAAGGCAACUGUUGGUGAUGUCGUCACAAAUACAUGGCUGAUAACGUGCAUGGAACAACAGGCCCUUUUAGAUCUCAGAUCCAAUCCACUUUUCACACCAGUCCUGGUAAUGGAAGGAGCUACCCCUCUGGAAGAUUGUGUUCUUUCUUUCAGCCAGUUCACGGGUGCAGAGAGAGACUCCCUUGCUUAUCUGGCAGAGCUGCUGGGAGCCAGAGUCCAAGAAUUCUUUGUGCGGAAGGCCAGUGCCAAAAAAGGGAUGUUUGCCAGCACCCAUCUUGUGGUGAGAGAACCGAACGGCUCCAAGUAUGAAGCUGCGAAGAAGUGGAAUUUGCCAGCAGUCACUGUAGCUUGGCUUUUGCAGUCUGCAAGGACAGGAAAGAGGGCAGAUGAAAGCAAGUUCUUGGUUGAAAAUGCGGAGGCUGAAGAUACAGAGAGUUUCAUUACUCAGCUUAGCAAGACACCAGCGACUGUAAAAUCUCCUAAUUUUGAGCAGCCUAUUCAUAUUCUUGAAGCUGGAAAAAAAGGACCUGUGACCCCCCUUGAUAUCAACAGGUUUCAGAGUAAAGCUUUCCAAGCUGUAAUCUCUCAUCAUACUGGGAAGACAACUCCUGUUGCACAAGGGGGACCACUUCAGAAAGAACCAUCUUUAAAUCUUGACACACCAUCAAAGUUUCUUUCCGAAGACAAGAUCUUCAAGCCUUCUUUUGAUGUGAAGGAUGCUCUGGAAGCUCUGGCAACUCCUAGAGGUUUUGAACAAAGAAACAGGAAACUGAGCACACCUCUCUCCGAAGUCAUUGGCAGAAACUUGAAACUGGCACUGGCAAGCAGCACAACUCAUGCAGCAGCUUUUACUGCCAGCCCUCAGUUGGCUGCUGCACAGCCAGAAGUGGAAGAAGAGCCCAAGCCUCUAGCUGGUGCUGUUAUAUAUGUUAGUAAAAAACUUUGUAAGAGGCAAAGGGAGCUGAAUGCAGUAGCAGCUUCUCUUGGAGCAGACUACAGAUGGUGCUUUGAUGAAACAGUAACACACUUCAUCUAUAAGGGUGGACAGAAUGAUAGCAAUAAGGAGUACAAAUCUGUUAAAGAACGGGGUAUACAUAUUGUUUCAGAACAUUGGCUUUUAGAGAGUGCCCAAGAAUGUAAAUGGCUUCCUGAAUCUCUUUUUCCUCACACUUACAAUCCCAAAAUGAGCCUGGACAUCAGUGCAGCGCAAGACAUCAGGCUCUCCUCCUCCUCCUUUCUUUCAACUGGAAAACCAGCUGAGGAAAAUGAGAUUAUUCCAGAGGAUGAAGAUGAUGUAACUACUGACCAAAUAAAGGGAACAGUCACUGUAGGAGAAGAACAAACUGUAGCAAGUGAAUCCAAAGGAGGUAAAUUUUUAACCCAAGCACUAGAAAUGAGGGAGAACUUCCAGAAGCAGCUGCAGGAGCUCAUGUCUGCCACAUCACUAGUGAAACCACAAGGGCAAAGAGGAUCCCUUUCAAGGAGCAGCUUUGAUGGCUCUCCAGCCACUCCCGACAGCGCACGGUCUGUGCGAAAUGGCCGCAGUAGGGUCUUGGAAGCUCUAAGGCAGUCCCGCCAGGCACUGGCAGAUGUAAAUACAGAGCCAUCCCAGAGCGAGCAGAUCAUUUGGGAUGAUCCUACUGCGAGGGAAGAGAGAGCAAGACUUGUCAGCAACCUUCAGUGGCCUAACAGUCCCUCUCAGUACCUUGAGCAAGGUCAGAGUAACACCAAUAAGAACGUGGAUGAGUCUGCCCUCAAAGGAUCCGUACCUGAUGCAGAGAUGGCUGGUAUAGAUGUUCCUGAGGCUGGGCAUGGAGAUGUGACUGAAAGGCUGAAGAAUCCCAUAUGUAGAGAUCCCGAAACACCCGUUAAGGAUAACUUGAUCCCUACUCCACAGGCACCCAGCAUUGCUUUCCCCCUGGCUAACCCUCCUGUGGCACCAGAGCCCAAAGAAAAGGUUGUUACUGAAGAUAAGAAGGUUGAUGAAGAAACAGAAAAAUUCCGUAAAUUUCAACUGUCUUCUCUUAAUCCUCAAGAAAGAAUUGAUUACUGCCAUCUGAUUGAGAAAUUAGGUGGAAUAGUGCUUGAGAAGCAGUACUUUGAUGCGAGCUGCACACACAUUGUUGUGGGACAUCCUCUUCGCAAUGAGAAAUUCUUGGCCUCGAUGGCGGCUGGCAAGUGGGUGCUUCACCGUUCCUACCUGGAGGCGUGCAGGGGAGCUGGCUGCUUUGUUCAGGAAGAAGACUAUGAGUGGGGAAGUAACUCCAUACUUAAUGUUUUGUCUGGAAUCAAUGUAAACCAGAAGAAACUAGCAGUGGCAGCCAUGAGGUGGAGGAAAAAAAUUCAUAAAGGGAAGCAAGAAACAGGUGUUGUUGAGGGUGCUUUCAGUGGUUGGAAAGUGAUCCUGAAUGUUGAUCAAACCAAGGAGGCAGGAUUCAGGCGCCUUCUUCAGUCGGGAGGAGCAAAAGUGUUCUCUGGCCAUUCUGCUUCUCUCUUUAAAGAAGCAACUCACCUCUUUGCUGACUUCAGCAAACUGAAGCCAGAGGACUCCAGGGUGGACGUGGCAGAGGCAGCAGCCCAGGGAGUGAACUGCCUCAAACCCGAGUACAUCGCUGACUACCUCAUCCAGGAUCCACCUCCCCCUAUGGAGUCUUACUGCUUGCCAGAAGCUGUGUCUUACCCUCAGAAUAACUCAGAUCUUGGAAUUGGAUCAUCCCAGAAAAGAAAAGCACUGGGAGAAAUGAGCAGAGUCAAGCGAUCCAGAAUACACUAAGCAUAUUCUCUGAUCUUAAUUUGUACAUUUUAAAAUUCAUAUUUAUAUUUUUUCAUUCUUGCCCAAAAAAUUAAAAGCUUUGAGUUUCACUUUUUAUUUGUCCUGAGAUUAAAAUAAAUUUGCAGUAAUGGUUAUAGGAAAGAUUGCUUUGGUUACCAGUAGCAUCUAAAACUAUGGCAAGAAUUCAUCCAAAACAUAUUUUACCUUGUCUCAACUAUCCCAUCACUGCACUAGUGAUUUUUUCUGUAGGCACAGUUGUAUAAUAAUAGUUCAGAAAUCAUUUGUAAAAUGCUUAUCACAUCUUUUAUCUGUGUGUUGUGGGGAAAAUACCAAUUGAUGAAAAUUCCAUUGCAUUUCCCAUAUAGUAAUAGACUUAGAUUUUUGCUUUUUUUUUUCAUCUUUUGGUAUUUUCUAUUGGAAGGGAAGAGGCAAAUCAGACAAAAAGAACUGGCUUGUAAAUUUUUUGUACUAAUAGAGAGUGUAGUAAAUUAUUGCUAUAGAUUACAGGUGCUGUUGCUGCCAUCCUGAGUGCUAAUGAAUCUGCUCAGCAACUGCAGAAACAAUUCUAUUACCCAAGAGGUGAAGUUUGUCUUGACCAUGUUCCCUGUUUGAAUCUGUGACAGGAACCAGAGCCAGACAAAGACUUCAGUUUCUGGCAGCUGGAAAUGUUCUUAGUCAGACAGCCAGAAUAUUUGACAAAGUCUUUGACCUUUUCAGUAACAGUGGGUCUGGGUAUUUACAGAACUUUAUGUAUGUGAGUGCACUGUGUUAGUCUAGGCAAAGGUGUUCUCAUGGAACCUGAAGAGUUGUAUUUAAGCAGCUGGAAUUACUACAGGCUGCUUGAACAGAAAAGCACAGCAUCCAGUUGCACAGGACCAGUGGAGUUGUCUGGAAGAAUACAUGUAACACUGAAGUCUAUUUAAUUUACCUCUUUUUUGUUUUGAAGGCAGGGGUGUAUGUUAUGUUUAUUUUCUAGCUGCUGAAUACUGUUUUCUAGAAAGAGUUUACAUCAGUAUUUGUUACAGAUCCAAGACUGAGCCACAAUCAUUUAAGAGCCCUGUGCAACCUGGAGCAGUCCCUCUGGGCUGGGCAGAACAAACCUUUUGCUGCUUGGGAAAAGGACAAGGCACCUGAGCCAUGGGGUCUCCAGGUGAGAGAGAACAGGAAAGCAGCUUGUCUUUAUGUGCAAGGCUGUGCUUUGUGCUUCUGAUUUCCUGCUUUAGUGCAGCAGAUCUUUUAUUAGUGAGCUCUGCAAACUGCUGUCAGCAUAACCUGAAGGAAUUGUCAGAAAGGAGUGAGAAUGAAUGUGAGGUAUUUGCUUCUUUAAAGAAGUGAAAUCUGUGCCCCUGUCACUGCGGUCUUGGCUGUGACAAGACUGCUAUGUUGAGCAGCAGUGACUACAGCCUUACCCCACCUGCUUUUGGUUGUUUUUUUUUAAUAACAGCUUGAUGCUUUUUGGUAUUUGUGGACAUCAAACAUCUUCAACUUGUUCCAAGUCCAUGUACUGAAAAUAAUGCCACUGUUAGUGCCUUACAUCACAUUUUGAAUUAACUUUAACUUUGAAUUAACUGUGUAUUUCACUGUUCUACCUCUGAAGUGCUGCUUUGCAUUGCAGGCAUUUGAAACAGGUGCAAGUAUUACCAGGCAAGACCUAAGGUUCCUGUGACUUUUUCUUCCCAGAAGCUGCUGUGGAAGGGUAGUGUUGGUAUUUUCACUUUAUAGAUAAGAACCCAUUCCCUGACCACAGUGAAACAAGUAACUUGGGAUCUGAGUGCUACAAGGGCAGUGUUCUCUGCCCUUGUGGACACUGGUUUAAAGCCAGGGCUGAGGCAGGACAGUGAGGGAGGGCUGGGGGAACAGAAGCAGAAAGCAGCUGUUCCAGCCAGAGCCAACUCCUCUUCUGUGCUGGGCCUCAAACAUCCAGCUGUCUGUAUGCCACACACAGGGGAACACAACACAAGCAAGACAAACUUGGGAGAUGAAAAUUCAGUUGGUGCUGUUAAGAUAAAUUUAUUUUCUUCAGCUUUCUUCACAGGAAACAUCAUGAAAGUGCUUUACAGAGUUUGAAUACCAUUACUCUACCAUGGGACAAAAGGACAACAGGUGUGUGCACUGCACAGUUAGAAGUUGUCAUAUGCGGAAGCCAUGAUAGGUAAACCAGGGUAAAAAAAAAAAUCUACUGACAAAAAUAUAUAUAGUUCAGGCAUUGAACUUAAGUUAUGACUAUUAACACAAUUAUAUAAAUAUACAGGCACCAUUAGGUUCCUGUGUUAACUGUGGGGGCCACACAGGGAUUCUCAGAAACAGAUCAUCUUGAACUCUGCUUAAACAGUUUCUGCUGUGCUCCAUAGGCUCCCAGCCAAACCAUUUCCCCAGACAGUAUAAUUCUUUUUCUUUUGCACUACACUGAGCCCACAAUUAAUUUAUUCACAUUAAAGUCUGGUACUGAUGCAUUCUGGUACAUUGUUGAAAACAAAUUCAGGUUGCUUUUUUUCCUUUUGAUUUACAGAGAGCUCAUCUUACAAUUCUUCCCUCAAUAAUCUCUUAAUUAAAAAAAAAUUAAAAUGCUUUAGGCUAGAUCCUGCUGUGAGGUAAGACAGUUUUGUUUAAGCUAGAGCAUUACAGUCAUGCAACCCUACUCCUUUCCAUAGCCGAGGUGUGUUGUACUGUGAACAGUGCUACUGCCUCCCUUUUGUUGUACUCUGUGGGAAUUCAGCUCCUGCAUAGCCUUUGAAGCUCUCUAGGUUUCAGUUCUUCAAGGAGACUGCAUUUACUUGCUAGGCAGUUUUGCAAUGUUUGUGAUAUUACAGCCCUGACAAAAACAAUGCAGCAUGAUCAAGACUCAGGAGUUCUUGCCUGCUGCUUUCUAAAUAAGUGGUGAAUAAUUCAGGCACCUGACUAAGGAAUCCUUGGCAUGGUAAUAAUGUAGAUGAAUAGAAGAAGGAGAGAAUACUCUAGGGCAAAGAGAGGUCAAACCAAGAGAUUUUUGCUGUGUUUUGAGUUCCAGGAAAUACAAUGAGCAGAGCCCAUUACCUAGAAAACAUUGCCAUACCAGUUUCCAAAGCCACUUUGCCUUUUUCCCAAUUCCCAGAGUAGAGACACAGUGCACGGUCAAAGAACUUGUCAGUGCUGAAGGUUACUGGGCCAUUGGUAAGUAACAGUACAGAGCUACAGUGGCAAGACAGGGCUUUGGUGAGUACAGCAGAGGUGAGGCUUCCAGAGGCACAGGGGAGCCUAUGAAGUGUUACCUUCUAACAACUCUCAGACUCAUUGGCUCUGUUUUCCUACCCACGUCCUCAAAAAGUGAAAAUCUACCAACUCCCCUUGGCCAACUUAAUCAACUCCCAGCGGCCACGACUGGUUUUUGACAGAAUACUGCUGUAAUAGAACACUUAACAGAUACAGAUCUUUGGAUGCAAAAUCCAAGGUACAUUGUUCUCAACCCAGUAUCAGCAUUAGUACUCAAAGGCAGCUGCUCUCUAGGAUGUGGUACUCUGAUAAUUGAGGUAAUGCAGCUCUCAAGGGCCAGGCUGUACAUCCUACCAGGCUUGAGUCUGCCCUUAUGACACAUCCUUUGUAUCUGUAAACAUAACAUGACUGGGAAAUUCAGUCAGUGCUUAAAGACAACAUCAUUUACAACUCCAUGCUCUUUAAAGCACAAGAUGAUGAGAAUGAAGAGAACAAACAAACCACAAAGACUAAGCCUGCCCUCCAGUGUUGCUUCAUCUCAAAUACUGUAACGCAGUUUCAAUAUCCAGUUAAAUACUACUCCAGGUAUAUUAGAUUGAGCAUGGCUGAGCUCAUGUGGUUGCUGGUCAGAGACCAAGUAAUAGUAAUGCAUCUGCUUCAUCUCUGGCACAAAGAGGAGAAUUACCCAAAAAUUUAAAAAAAGUUUCACUGGCACUUGAUUCUGGCUGUCACACCUAGAUGUCAAAUGAUCCCAAAUCUUUGAUCUCAAAUCAAAUGUUAAUGAAACUGACCUUGUAUGACAGAAAUAACUAUUGAAACCAGUGAAGUUAAGCUCUGGGAGACCAUACGCAUAUUUUUGCCUUUUUCUCAAUAUGUUCUAUUGUAGCAACCAGUUUUUAUGGUUUGAAUCCCUUUGCUAUGGUUGUAUAUACUCUGAAAGAUAUGCAAAAUAAGUGGUUUGUUUUAAUUGAAAAAGGAGGCUUAUGACAAUACUUUAACAGUUUUCUGUAGGCAAUUACUUGAAAUAAAGCAGACAUGUAAUGUGAUGACCUCAUUGCUAUAACUGAGAUAGAAUGGAAAUUCACUACAGAAGAGAGGAGACAUGAAAAGGAAUAGAAAACAUCAGAUUGAGCAAAAAUUAGUAAGAGCUUGCCAUGCUACUCACUGACCAGAAGAGUGGAUUAUAUACAU